Molecule: messenger RNA, 2585 nt
Organism: Penaeus indicus
Lineage: Eukaryota; Metazoa; Arthropoda; Malacostraca; Decapoda; Penaeidae
Exons: 12
Coding region: 375-1679 (434 amino acids)
Molecular function (GO): nucleotide binding
Source: RefSeq, a predicted model, not a curated record
UAUUUUAUUUAUUUUUUUUAGUUGUCUUUUGUCUGAGUUCCGACAGGCGAGGAGACCUUGGCGAUCGCGAAGCUAGAAGUGGAUUUCCGGGUAUCUUAAAAGCAUUUGCCAGUGGAUUUUCCGGUGAUACAGGAUUUUAUCUGAUCUAUUACCGAGUCAUUCUAACCAUAUAUGUAAUCGACAGUAUAUGUAAAACGUAACAUGAAGGGAUAAUCUUUUCUUCUGUGAAGUUGGUAUCAUCAGUAGUGACUAAUCAAGGACCAUUUUUGAAGGCGUUAUUUCCUAUAUAAGUGUUAGUGAUAAGAUAAUUGGCUCGAGUAUAUAACAUCAGAGGUUAGCAUCACGGCUUUUAUUCUUCUUAAGAAAAGAUAAACAUGAAGGAACAGAGGAAAGUGACAACGGUUAUUGUGGGUGCAGGAAACAGGGGGCAGAAUUAUGCCAGAUAUAGUGAGGAAUACCCUGACUUGCUGCAGAUAGUGGCUGUAGCAGAACCUCGUCAGAAUAGAAGGGAAAAUAUCCAGAGACUUCACUCAUUGCCCCAGGAGAGAUGCUACAAAGACUGGGAAGACCUUGUGAAGGAACCCAAGCUUGCUGACUGUGCUAUUGUUGCAACACAAGAUCAAGAUCAUCUCAAACCUUCAGUAGCACUUGCCAAAUUAGGCUAUCAUAUACUGUUAGAGAAACCAAUGGCUGUGUCAGAAGAAGAUUGCCGAGCUAUCUAUGAGGCUUGUCGGGAAGCUGGUGUGAUGUUGGCUGUAUGUCAUGUACUCAGGUAUCAUCCACCAGCAAGGAAAUUAAAAGAACUGAUUGACUCUGGUGUGAUAGGAGAGGUUGUCAACAUCAAUCACACAGAACCUGUUGGGUUUUGGCAUUUUGCUCACUCCUUUGUAAGAGGAAAUUGGCAUAACUCGAAGCACAGCACAUUUUCCCUCUUAGCAAAAUGCUGUCAUGAUGUUGACCUCAUUGCAUACUGGAUGGGGAAUAAGAAAUGUGUCAAGCUUUCAUCCUUUGGCUCUCUACACCACUUUAGAAAGGAGAAAAAGCCAGCAGGUGGAGGUACGAGAUGUCUUCAGUGCCCUAUUGAAACAAAGUGUCCAUAUUCAGCCAAGAAAAUCUACCUGGACCCAGCGCCAACCAAACCACGCUGGCCCAUGAGCCCUGUUUGCGAUAUAGAGGAUGGUCCAGGGGGCUAUCUAUCAAACUUGACUAAAGCUAUCGAAACAGGGCCAUAUGGAAAAUGUGUGUAUGAAGUUGAUAAUGAUGUGUGUGACAACCAGGUGGUAAACUUUGAAUUUAGUGAUGGAGCAACAGCAACUCUCACCAUGGUUGCCUUCACAGAACACUUAUGUUCAAGGAAGGCUAUAGUAUAUGGAACACAUGGACAGUUAACUUGGGAUGAAUCCAAAGGGCAUUUUGUUGAACACUAUGACUUCCUCUCAAAAAGCACCACAAUCCAUGAAAGUGAUGUUCCGCCACUCUUGAAUUGGGGGCAUGGAGGGGCUGACUUCUUUUUAAUGAAAAGUUUUGUACAAGCUGUUGCAGGAGGAGACAAAGAUUACAUUUUAUCUGGUCCAAAAGUGUCCCUCGAGACCCACCUUCUAACUUUUGCUGCUGAAGAAUCUAGGCUUUCAGGUACUAUUGUGAAGCCUAGUGAAGAUCCAAGAUGGGUGGUGAGGUAAUUGUCAGAUGAAGAACCACUCAUAUGAUGGAGAGAUAUUCCCAUAUUUGUGUUGUACAUUAUAGUGAGGGCAAAGGACAGUAUUUUGUAAUGAUAUAUUCAAUUUUCUAUGUAUAUGAAGAUUUGAUAAAUGCAGUUCCUAUCUGAUUAUAUAGAUUGUGAGUCAUGUUUUCUAUGUAAGCACUAUCACCCAGAAUCAAUUUCUAAACAGACACUUAGGCAUUAUUUAAGGGACUUUGACAAACUGAGAGAAAUCCUUGAUAAUAUAGACUGGAAUGAUGAAUUACAAGACAAGAUCAGACAGAACUACAUUAGAUAAAAAAGAGUUUCUGUUAUUCAGUACUCAAGGAUAGAUGAUGAAUUAGACAACCAGGAACUUCAAAAUUGCCUGUGAAUGACCAUAGACACAGACAUGGCAAUUACAUAUCAGUUCAUCAAAUGCAAGGUCAUCCAUCUCAAAGUGAAUGUAGGAGCAUCUUAUUGAUAGUUCAGGGGGUGUGAUACUAGCAUUUAUGAUAAGAACUGUAGGGCACAUAUAAACAGAACAUUCCUUUUAUGAAGAGGGACGUGAUGACAUUGCUUAUCAAAGACCUGAUCAGACCCCAUCUAGAAUAUAGCUCAGUCUGGUGACCAAUUAUUAAAAUAUUGUUAAAUUGUACAUGUUGAUUCACCUGUUUAAGAAUCAUAUAUUGGUUAACUCAUUUAAAAAAGAUACUUGGUAUUGAAUCAAGAGAGCAUAAUAUUCUGGUUGAAAAGUCUGUAUAUGAUGUGAAAUUACAGAUCAGGACUAAAACUGUAAUUUCUCGUAAUAGCAAGAGAAUAGCAUUUAUUUUAUGUACAUAUUAUAUUUUUGGUAAUGAACUGCAGUUAUUUAUUGGUGAUCAGUUAAUAAAAUAUUGUUAAUAUU